Molecule: messenger RNA, 3792 nt
Organism: Abrus precatorius (Indian licorice)
Lineage: Eukaryota; Viridiplantae; Streptophyta; Magnoliopsida; Fabales; Fabaceae
Product: protein ASPARTIC PROTEASE IN GUARD CELL 2-like
Exons: 1
Coding region: 375-1784 (469 amino acids)
Biological process (GO): proteolysis
Molecular function (GO): aspartic-type endopeptidase activity
Source: RefSeq, a predicted model, not a curated record
UACGAAUUAACUGGUUUAUACAAGUAUUAUAAAGGGUGUGCAAGUCAAAAGAGUGGAAAAAGAGUCGUUACCUAAAUGAAAAAUAAAAAAGUAGCAUGAUUUACGAUACGAGUGUGAUUCAAUUUGUUUGUAUGUGGCAUCUGGCUGGAAAUCACCACAACCACGUCCUUUCCUGUUCCUGAUGGAUGCAUUUCAGUACAAAAAGUCAUUCCAAAAUUCAAUCAUUUUCAUCAUGUAACAGUUCUCUCUCAGCUCUCUCUCUCUCUCUCUCUCUCUCUCUCUCUAGCUGCAUCCUGUCCAACCAAAUAAUAAUAAUAAUAUAAUCCUGAGUUCAGUGUAGAGUCACACCUUAGUCCUCGGGAGCGGCUGCAACAAUGGACAAUGUAGCACUGCUGCUGCUGAUCCUUCUAAUUCUAACAACUUCCACCUGCUCUGCAGCUUCAACCUGGCCUUCUCACUUUCAAGAGCUGAACGUGGAGGAAGCAAUCGUAGGAACGAAGCUGAAUCCGAAAGGAGGAGAUGAUUUGGAACUGGAAGAGGAAGAGGAAGAGGGAAAAUGGAAGGUGAAGCUGGUUCACAGAGACAAGAUAAGCAAGGCCCCUGACAAGGAUCAUCGAACGCGUUUCAACGCAAGAAUGAAACGGGAUGUGAAAAGGGUAGCCUCACUCCUUCGCCGCCUAAAUAACGGUUACAGCUACGAAUACAAAGAAGCGGGUUUCGGGUCGGAUGUGGUGUCGGGUACGGAGCAAGGGAGUGGAGAGUAUUUCGUGAGAAUAGGAGUGGGUAGCCCUCCAACGUAUCAGUACAUGGUUAUUGACUCAGGGAGUGACAUUGUAUGGGUCCAAUGCCAACCCUGUACCCAAUGUUACAACCAAUCCGACCCGAUAUUCAACCCGGCUCACUCCGCUUCUUACGCCGCCCUUUCUUGCUCCUCCACCGUCUGCGACCAACUCGACGACGCCGCCUGCCGCCAAGGAAGCUGCGCCUACCAGGUCUCCUACGGCGACGGCUCCUACACCAAAGGGACACUUGCACUCGAAACCCUCACGUUGGGCCCAACGGUUAUACGGAACACCGCCAUAGGGUGCGGCCAUUGGAAUCAGGGGAUGUUUGUUGGAGCGGCUGGCCUGUUGGGCCUCGGAGCUGGGCCCAUGUCCUUCGUGGGCCAGCUAGGGGGCCAAACCGGUGGUGCCUUCGGGUACUGUUUACUCACUCGAGGCACCGGAUCGUCCGGUUCCCUCCAAUUCGGACGCCAAGCAAUGCCCCUCGGAGCUGCAUGGGUCCCACUCAUUCGCAACUCCUUCUUUCCCAGUUUCUACUACGUUGCCCUUUCGGGUCUUGGAGUCGGAGGCUCGCGCCUGAACAUAUCCGAAGAUGUUUUCCGAGUCACCGAUUUAGGCGACGGAGGAGUUGUUAUGGACACCGGCACUGCAGUUACUAGGGUUCCCACGCUGGCUUACAAUGCUCUUCGUGAUGCUUUUAUCGCUCAGACCACAAACCUUCCCCUGGCAUCCGGAGUAUCCAUUUUCGACACUUGCUAUGAUUUAAACGGGUUCGUUACGGUUCGGGUCCCCACCGUAUCCUUUUAUUUUUCCGGUGGGCAGAUCCUGACCCUCCCCGCCAGAAACUUUUUAAUUCCGGCAGAUGACGUCGGAACUUUCUGUUUCGCAUUUGCUCCUUCUCCUUCAGGCCUUUCCAUCAUGGGGAAUAUUCAGCAAGAAGGGAUUCAGAUUUCGGUUGAUGGAGCCAAUGGUUUUGUCGGAUUUGGACCUAAUGUUUGUUAAGUAAUCAAUGUACACCCACAAUCUUAAUUUUGCUAGUCUUAGACUCCCAAUAAUAUCACCUGUUAUAUUUACAUAUGCCCCAGAAAAUAACUAGUCUCGUGAAUGUGACCGGUAAGGUAAUUAUCCUAGUUCUUUAUGAGCUCCCUUUCCGUUAGCUGCUAAAAGCAAUUUUGCCCACACUUGUUUAAUUUAUAAUAUUACUUGUCCAUGCAAAGGUGCAUCUAAUUAUGAGCCCCACUUUGAAUGCAGUAAGAUGUUCAAUUUGUUCUUGUAAAGAUUCCUCUCCCACUAUGAAUAAGGCGCUGCUAACGCUGUUGCAUCAUGAAGGAAAGGGAACCACCACCUUUGUGGACAUGGGAAACCAUCACUGGGGUUUCUGGUCUACCCUUGUUGAUACCUAGGUUGGACAAAAGCAACCCUUGCUUUCUCCUCUUUUGAGAUUGAGAAAAGCACUUUUGUUACUUUCCGGUUAAUUAUUACUUUAUCAGCUACCACGAAAUAUGAACUUUGAUAACAAUUAAUGUUAAUUAAAAGUCCAAUUCAGUUAAAUAAUAAUAACUAGCAAGUUAAGAAAAGAAAAGAAAUUAAUUUGAGAUGAUUUCUACAUUUCUCUCCAAACUCUUCGUAUAUGCUUCAAACUUUUUGUGCUACUUCCAAAUUUGGUUUGGAUAAUGUUUUGCCACAACACUUCAUCUUCUCAAGUACUGUGACAAACUUGCAAUGUUCCAAUCUUGCGUGGUACUACUAUUAAAUUCAUACAGAAGAGAUAAUAUAUCCUUGUAUCGGAAACUAGAAACACAAAAGCAACGCGACAGAGCUUGAUAUGAUCCAAUAAGGGAAUGAAGACAUAGAGUAAGAGGUAAAGAACUUAGAACCUCUGCUGUUGAGAUGGAAGACCAUUAUUAUAGUUUACAUCACCCAGCAAAGCUCAAAAGAAUGUGUGGUUAGCUUAAGUGGAUGAAGGAUGUUAAGAGUUCUGUGAAAUUUAAAAGUGAAAUUCACCUUACUUCGAGGGAAGAGGAAAACUUCCACAACCACAAGGGUUCUUACAAAAUAUUCUCCAUUUUUUAUUGAUGAUAAAAAUGAUAUAAAUACAUAGAGGAAAGAUACAAAAAAUAGAGUAAAUCCUAAAACAGCAACAUGAUCACUGGAGCAGAGAAAAAUUAGGAAAAUUAAAUAAAUCCUAACAUAAUCAAUUCAUCUCGUAUUCCUUGAAUUUCAGAGGGGCUUGACGGUUUCUAGGAGAAUUUCUUCUCAGCUUUGGCUUGGCUUUUCCAAUUGUAUCCUCCAAAUCACUUGGGUUGGGCUCUUGAAACAUAUUUGACUCUAAUUUCUCCUCAACCUAAUUAUGGUCCAUAACAUCUUCUUCCCCCCUCACAAACACCUUGUCCUCAAGGUGUAAUUUAGGAUAAGCAGAUUGAAGCUCCUUGAAAUCUUCCCAUGUGGCAUCCUCUGAAAAUAGACUAUCCCAUUGCACUAACACACGUUGUGGAGAAUGAUUAUCCACUACCAAGAUGGCCAAGGGCCAAAUAAUAGGCUGAGAAGUAGUGGUGGAAGGAGGUAACGAAAAAGAAGUUGUGCCAGUGAAAGGCUUCAACAAAGAAGCAUGAAAAAUAGGGUGAAGUUUAGCCUGAGGUGGUAGAGCCAGGCGAAAUGCUACAUCUCCAAUGCACUCUAUAAUUUCAAAAGGCCCAUAAUAACGCUUAAAAAGUUUCUGAACUCGUGGUCCUGACAAAGAAUGCUGACGGUAAGGGCGAAGUUUGACCAUAACGUGACGUGAUCACCAAGCUUGAACGGGGCAGGAACUUGCUUCUUGUCAGCAGCAUGCUUCAUCGCCUCCUGGGCCUUCAGCAACUUCGCUCGUAACUUGUUCAGAAUUUUAUUACGACAAGUCAAUUUAGCAUCAACAACUUUGAGCUUUGAGUUUCCCACACAGUAGCUAGGAACGGUAGGGGGAGGUUUGCCAUACAUAACUUCAAAAGGAGAAAGCCCGAUGGAUGAAUGCAUA